AGCACGACAGCCGCGGGACUCGUACACGCGCGUCGAAUACCUCCUCCGCUCUGUUUGUGACUCUACCUCCGACUCUUGCGAUCUUGAUGGACCCUAAAUGACACAUAAUACAAAAAAUAUUGAAAAUUUGGACUGCCGCGACGGGAUGGGAUAAGGAAAAAUAUUUCAUAUUGUGUAAAUAUUGUGAAGUGCGGAACUCAGUGUAAUAAUUCGACUAAAUUUCCUGCUCAAUAAACUAUCUGCUCGGACCUCAUGGAGGACGCGGUCAUGCGGCAGGUGCGUGACGAGCACCGCGACGACCGCGAGGAGGCGCUGCAGCUCGUGAAGAGCGAGGGGAGGGCGGAGGGUGAAGCGGCGGGGGGAGGCAGCGAGCAGCACUCGGUGAUCACGUCGCGGCGGACGCUACGGACCAUCACGGCCUCGGGGCACAUCACGGAGACGGCCGCGGGGGACGAGGGCGUGAAAGACGAGCCGCCCGAGCCACCGCUGCCGGAGCACGAGCAGCUGCACUACGCGCCCGUCGCCAAGGUGGAGGACGAGCCGCCGCAGCGACACCACUACGACGACGAGCGCCUGCGGGCCGCUGAGGCGGACGCGGCGCGCUACCUCGCCUUCAAGCAGGAGCCCUACCGCGUACUGCAGUCGCCGGCGCCUGCGCCCCCCGCACCCUCGCCUCAGCUAGACAAGCGCGUGCCGGUAUCCCAGCAGUACACAGCAAGGGCCCCACCCCCUCGCACUGCGCCCUACCCGCGCGGCCUGGCGCUGCGCUACGGAGGGGGCGGGGCGGCCGAUGACCCUGACGAUGACACUUUCCUGCAUAAGGAGAAGAGCGACCAACUGCAGCAGGCGUAUGCAGCAGCUGGUGAGGCGGCUGCAGCAGCGGCAGCAGUGGCAGCAGCUACGGGGGCGACGCACGACGCCGCGCGUCACUACGUUUUGACGGAUCAAGGCUCCUCGGCGCUCGAGAUGAUCCAGAGCACGGCACUGAGCAACCAGCAGGCCGUCGGUGUGGCCUACCAGCAGGUUAAAUAUGAGAGCCGCGGUGAGGGCGACGCUCGCGCCGGUACGUACGCCAGUUUACAACCAGUUACGUCGGUCCAGGGCUACACGUACGCGGGGCAGAGCCCCCAGUACGCCGCCGGGGGCUACGGCGCGUACGCGGGUGGCAGCAAGGAGCUGCUCACGCUGUACGGCGGGGGCGGCGGUGCAGGAGGAGGAGGUGGUGGAGGGCGUGGAGACGACUCUCCGCCGUCGCAGCUGCUGUACCGCUCGGACCCCACGCUGUCGUCGUCGUCGCUGGGCGCGCGGGGCCACGUGGUGUACGGGUCCGUGGUGCCACAGGCCCCGGCCGUGUACGAGGCGCCGCCCAGCCCCGGCAGCCAGCAGGUGACGCUGUACACCCACGGCAGCGCUGUCCAGUACAAGGUGGGCGGCGACCACUACCUGGGCCAGGGCGGCGGCGUGGAGUACGUGCCCGUGUCGGGCUACGAGGGCGGCCUGCUAGUGGAGAGCUAUCCUGCACCCGCGCAGCCCUGGCCACCACACAACCUGCUGCCCAUCGACGAGGGCUUCGACCCAGGAAUGGCCGGCAUGGGCGAGGUGAAGGAGUGCGUGAACUGCGCUGCCGCCACCACACCGCUGUGGCGCCGCGACGGAACCGGCCACUACCUGUGCAACGCGUGCGGCCUGUACACGCGCAUCAACGGCGUGAACAGGCCCCCACUCAAAGGUCAGAAGACGAAGCCUCAGCAAGCACUGCCCACCAACGGCAACCGGCGGGUAGGAGUCACAUGUGCUAAUUGCCGCACCUCCAACACCACGCUGUGGAGACGGAACAACAACGGCGAGCCCGUGUGCAACGCCUGCGGCCUGUACUACAAAUUGCACAACGUGAACCGGCCGCUUAGUAUGAAGAAGGACGGCAUCCAGACGAGGAAGAGGAAGCCGAAGAGUAUGGGCGGGCAUGGCAGCGUGUCGCGGGGGGGUGGCGGUGGAAGCUCGCUUUCAGCGGAGGCUCCCCCGCCCUCGCACAAGGAGCUGCCCCCGCUGUUCGCGGCCCUGGAGGGGGGCGCGCUGCUGCUCCUCCCGGCCCACCACCACCACCAACACACGGUAUCCACGGUAGAAACGCCGCCCGAUGCCGCUCCCGUCCACCGACCAGGGCCUUCCUAGGGCUCCCAGGUCGCUCGCCGUGUAAUAAAACAACCAAAGUCACCAAUGAGAAGUGCGCCUACACCUUGCACCUGGCACCUGAGGCCUUACACCCAGGGGCGUGUAUACCAUAUAGGCAAUUAGGUAGUGCCGACCUCGUUAAGAACAUACAUAACUAUACCACUAGUGUAAAUUGAUUUAGUUUAUUUAUGUGCCGUAAUUUAUUACCAAACAAUUGAAUACCCAUUCAUAAAAUCUUUCCUUACGGUAGAUCUUAUAUACCUCUUUAGAGAUCUUUACUUACUUUAAGACCGCAAAGCCUAGUACUGUCGGACCAAAGCGCAAUUACGAUAGUUAAAUUUCGACCUUUCUAGAAAAUCAAUGCACGCCCCUGUUUACACCUGACCCAAUAACACUUAUAAUAGAAAUGACACAAUAUCUGAAAUAAUAAUGACCGCUGUAUUCAAAUAGUUGUGCUGCGUCACUUAUCAUGUUGUGGAUAUAGAGCAGGAGGUGCCGGGCUGCGGGGUGCAGUCAUCAGAUAUUUAUUAAAACUAGUUAGGAUUUAAUAUAAGUAUUAUUUGGAAAGAAAACAUUCAAAGCCAAAGAUAGAGACGAUUUGUACCAAAUAAAGUGUAUACCAGGUAGAAAAUAAUGGCUGAACAAAUAGAGCAAUAUUUAAACAGUAAUUGUGAGUUACAUUCGCAAUAUAAGUUUAUGAUAGUGAUAAGAUACUGUACCGACGACACGCCACUACACGCUUCGCACUACGAGUGACGUCAUCGGAACACACACGCCGCGGGCUCCGCGCCUAUAUUUACAAUAAUAAUAAUUUGAUUAAAGACUUGUUAUACUCCAAAAAGUAUUUAAUAUUAAUCAGCCUAUCGGAACUCUCUAAGAAAAUCGCGAUUCACUCGAUUGUAUGAAACGUGCAGUCAUUGAUAGAUUGACAGAUAAAAUUUUGUUAAUAAAGGGAGAUCGAAGACCGAAAUCCAAUUACGUUUUAAACCAACUGUUCGCUUUUAAACUUAGUCGGAUUAUACUUAGUCGCCAAUCGUUACCUAAACUUUAAUUAAUACUAUUUCAUACUCAUGUCAAAUGACUGCACGUUUCAUACUAAACUAAAUUUCAAUUUUUACUUAGGCAGCCCCGCCUCUUAUUACGUAGCUUUUACAUCCUCUUUGUAUUAAUAUGACAUGUAAUAAAAAAAUUGAUUUAAACUAGGUAUCUACUUAUGUAUAAUAUUUUAAUUGGGCACUGAUUUAAAGCCUCCGUUACAAUCCGCAAGUAUAUUAACAAAUUCGUCAAAAAUAUUCUUGGCGUGUGAUUUACCAAAUAAUAUAAACAGGAUCUUGUCAGUUGACUGUUCCGAUUGCUCACGGCACUGACCUGUAUAAAUACCACUGGACAGGCUGUUCCAAUGUUUUGACAGCAAAUUUUUGUGCCAAUUUGAAGCGCCAUUCAUUCAUACUUUCGCUACAUGGCCAACAGCGCUUAAAUGGCGAAUAUCAAACAGGCACAUAAGCACUUUGAUAGCCGCCAGUCCAGUGGUAUAUAGUAGAGGUCAGUGGCUCACGGUAACCAGUAACCACCCCAAUGGUUAUUUGCCAGUUGUAAAUAUUAUAUAGCUUUAUAUAGGGUGGAGUUCUGUGCCAAGUGGGUAUUGUUCAAAAUAAACGUCAACACUAGUGAUGUGCCGAGUAUGGCUUGACUCGAUUCAGACUUGAUUCCCGAUUUGGGCUCGCUUACUCGAAUACCAAUAAAUUUUGAUUGGAGUAUGCCUGACUCGUUUCUGGUACUCGAGUCAGGAAAAUCGACUUCGUACUCGCUGAUUCGAUACUAUAAUGUGUUAAUUUCUUAAAUAGCUCCUAAAAAAUCUUUUUUUUUUUUGUGUAAUAAAACUAUAGAAUUUGAUCACAUUUCUGGUUCCUAUUAUCCCUUAUUCCUAGAUACCUCCUAAGUAUGUGCCAUGAUUUUUUUGGAAUAUUCAAAAAUAUUUUCAUCAAAAAUGUUCGUAGUGUCAUUUAUUGAAACGUACAUGUUGUUUUAACUCCAUUUCGAUUAAUUUUCCUUGUUCUUUUAAAAUUGGUAGCGGACUCUAAUUUUAGCGUAGUUCUGGACUCGAGUCAACUCAAUAACUCGAGAACUGGGCUCGAACCGCGCAUUCGAGUGAUAAAUUGACUCGAGUCGACUCCUCCAAAACAGCGACUCGGCACAUCACUAGUCAACACAGCGGCACAUAUUGUCAGCUGUGGAACUGGUAGGGUGAGUCCUCCGCAGUGAGAGGGAGGCAAGGAGGAGGGAUCUACACGCAUGAAUAUAAAUAUAUUAAUACCACGUACCUAGUUGCCGACCCUCGUAAUGUAUGACAACUUAGGAAAGUUGAUAGGUUAGUGACUAGAGUCGUUCCGCAUAGCACUUUAUUUCAGAAAAAUUGCUGUUGGAUGAAUAUUUUCAAUAAGAUCCCUGAUUCAUUUAAGUUGUUACCUUUUUCAAGAUUUAAAGUAUCCUUACACAGUUGGCUUCUUCAAAACACUUUUUUUUUCUAUAGAAGUGUUUUUUUACUACAAAGAGUAAAGGAUUUUGACAUUGCAUUCUAAGUGGAUUAUUCUUAUCUUGACUUUAAUAUUUUUUUUGUUAUGUAUCAAAUUAUAAUUUUGUAUAAAUAUAAAAUAAAAUAAUUAAUAUUGUAAUUAAAUUUUUGCCAAAGACCAAAUUUGCAUGCUAUUGGUAAUGGCUAAAUAGGAGAUACUUUAAGCUAUUGUAAGACCAAAUUUGUACCACCCUAUUUAAUAGCAAAUAAUAAUCAUUCAUUCAUUCAUAUCUAUGAAUGAACGAAUGAAUGGUGAUGUUACGAUAUGUCAGUCAAUUAGCAAGUGUAUAUCAUGACACCCGUCCCUGAUCAUUACGAAUUUAUGAUGUAACUAUAUAUAAUAAGCUUGUUAUGAGUUGAAUAUCUGUUGUUGUAAAUGACUGUUUGUAUGUUAAUACCUAUGUACGUAUCUACAUAUAUACCUGCGUCAUAAUAUAUAAUAGUUGUGCAAGCAUUUAUUAACGUUAAAUAAGUGUAAUUGAACAUUGUAAUAUAGUUUGUAUAGUUUUAUUAUAUGUUGUAUAGAUAGGUAAUUAUAUAAGUUUGUAAUAAAUAUCUUGCCAGAGCUA
Messenger RNA from Leptidea sinapis, 5313 nucleotides. RefSeq names its product forkhead box protein C1-like. Bases 253 to 2172 code for a protein of 639 amino acids. The transcript is spliced from 8 exons. Gene Ontology annotation, biological process: cell fate commitment; positive regulation of transcription by RNA polymerase II; negative regulation of transcription by RNA polymerase II. Gene Ontology annotation, molecular function: DNA-binding transcription factor activity, RNA polymerase II-specific; zinc ion binding; RNA polymerase II cis-regulatory region sequence-specific DNA binding. Lineage: Eukaryota; Metazoa; Arthropoda; Insecta; Lepidoptera; Pieridae. The record is from RefSeq and is a predicted model, not a curated record.